Molecule: messenger RNA, 792 nt
Organism: Jaminaea rosea
Lineage: Eukaryota; Fungi; Basidiomycota; Exobasidiomycetes; Microstromatales
Exons: 2
Source: RefSeq, a predicted model, not a curated record
CUGCCUUCUUCUUUUCUCCAUCUCAUCAUCUGCACGGAUCUUUCACUCGUCAUGGAGCUCAAUUCAUCAACCAAUAGGCAGGACGUGGAGAACCUGGCUCGCAACCUCUUCUCCCGCGACCCCAUCCUCUUCGAUGCCGUCCUCAACUCCCACUUUGCAUCUCACGCCCGCUACACCGGACACGCCCUCUCCAUUUCUGGCGUUUCCGCAAUUAAGCACGCGGCGUUCACCCUCAACUACCUCGACCUCGGCCGUGGGGCAGACAUCCGAUCUAAGGACGUGAGCUGGAGUCACAAGGACACGCGCGCCACAAUCAAGUCUACCCGCCACUUGCGUCCCUUGUUCUUCCCGCUCUUCACAAUUGCCGUGCCCGUCGAGACGGUCAUCCAGUUCCACCCUGACGGAUCCAGCAGGGGGUCCAGCCUUCUCUACGCGACAUACUGGGAGGAUCGAUGGCCUGCCUCGACAUUCCUCACCUCCCUCCCUCUCAUCGGAUUCUUGAUCUCCUCCAUCUUUACUCCUCUGGCCAGCUUGCUAGUCGUGGCGGUAUGCAACGCCUUCUUCCACCUGCACACCCACCUUGCCUCCCACUUGCGUCGCCGCGUCGAGCCCGCAGCGCAUGGCUACGCCAAGCGUGCCCACCAGGCUUUGCCUGCUGGAGCGAGGGACGCGGCUAGCGACGGAUUUCAGCGUGGAUCGACUGCUGCCACGGGGUACGCAGAGUCGGCGCUGCGCCUGGGCAAGCGCAUCUCGUAUGGCCCCCUGGUCGCCAUCGAAGGGAUCACGCAGACC